This is a messenger RNA of Hydatigera taeniaeformis, 693 nucleotides long. Lineage: Eukaryota; Metazoa; Platyhelminthes; Cestoda; Cyclophyllidea; Taeniidae. The record is from the annotation of a GenBank genome assembly.
AUGGGAAGGAAAAAGAUAGAAAUUAAGCGGAUCGAUGACGAACGCAAUCGUCAAGUGACAUUCACUAAACGAAAGUUGGGUCUCAUGAAGAAAGCUUACGAAUUGAGCGUACUUUGCGACUGUGAGAUCGCCCUCAUCAUUUUCAACAGUGCCAAACGUCUAUUUCAAUACGCCAGCUCCGACAUUAAUCGGGUUCUCCUUCGUUACACAGAUUAUACUGAACCACACGAGUCAAAAAACAACAAAGAUAUCAUAGAGGUGAGUUAUAUGUUUGCUUACGCGAAAUGCUCGGUUUUUUAUGGUGCUCAGUCAGUCGUAUUUCUUGCUACUCCGGCAUUUGUGCUUUUCACAUUUCAUUUUCAUUCAGAGGAUGUCGAAUUAAUCGUUUGUCCAGUAGGAAAAUUGGCUACUAUGUCUAUUUUCAUAUCUGGAAUGCCACCUAAUCGCAUUUCUUGUCUAUUGAAUUGGUUUGGAGAUGGAAUUUGUGCAUUGCGAUAUCGUUUACUUAUGCUGCUUCAGCCUUAUCUCUGCUUGAAAUUUCCAAUGAUGGCUCCUUCUGACGCUGCAGUUAACCAAGAGGUGAAUGGUCUUAUCGACCGAAGUAUCUUAUGUUCUCUGGUAUUUGCUGAAGUCCAUGUUACUGUCCGCUACGAGGGGAUUCCAAUAAUUCUUAACCAGCCACACAGGCAUUAA